ACUGAAGAACUGUGAACUCACACAAAAGUGCUGUGAUAUCGUGGCCUCAGCUCUCCAGUCAUCAAACUCACCCCUGAGAGAUCUGGACCUCAGCUACAAUAACCUGGGAGAUUCAGGAGUGGAGCUGCUCUGUGCUGGACUGAUGAGUCCAAACUGUGAACUACAAAGUCUGGGGCUGGGUUGGUGUAAUCUCACAGAGGGCUGCUGUGAUGUUCUGGCCUCAGUCCUGCGUUCUCCUCACUCAGAGCUGAGAGAUCUGGAGCUCAGAGACAACGAGCUGCAGGAUUCAGGAGUGAGAGCGCUCUCUGCUGGACUGGAGGACCCACACUGUAAACUGCAUAGAAUGGGGCUGUCAGGCUGUAGAGUCACACAGAGAGGCUGUGAUUCUCUGGCUUCAGCUCUGUGUUCAAACCCCUCACAUCUGAGAGAGCUGGACCUGAGAUACAAUCACCCAGGAAACUCAGGAGUGAGAGCGCUGUCUGCUGCUAAACUGGACACACUCACACUGCUUGUGGACCAUGGAGGAGAGAACAGGACCAAACCAGGACCCAGGAAAUACGGCUGUCACCUCACACUGGAUCCAAACACAGCGCAGAGAGGGCUGUCUCUGUCUGAGGGGUACAGGAAGGUGACACACACAUGGGGGAGAGAGCAGCCAUAUCCUGGUCAUCCAGAGAGAUUUGAGUCUGUGUGCCAGGUUGUGUGCAGAGAGAGUGUGUAUGAGCGCUGUUACUGGGAGGCUGAGUGGAGUGAGACUGAGGGGUGGGGAUGGGUUUAUAUAGCAGUGACAUAUAAAGGAAUCAGCAGGAAAGGAGCGGGUAAUGACUGUGUGUUUGGAUGGAAUAAAAACUCCUGGAGUCUGAGGUGCAUUAAACUCAGUGAUUCUGAUAAACUCAGUUACUCUGUCUGUCACAAUAAGAACCAAACAGACAUACCUGCCCCCCCCUCCCCCUACCGUAGAGCAGGAGUGUGUGAUGAUGAUGAUGGUAGAGGAGUGUGUGUGUACAGGGUAGGAGUGUGUGUGGACCGUCCGGCCGGCACUCUGUCCUUCUACAGCGUCUCAGACUCUGACACACUGACCCUCCUGCACAGAUUCCACACACACUUCACUCAACACACACCCCUCUGUGCUGGAUUUUAUGUGUGUGACUCCUCAGUGUCCCUCUGCUAACUGGAGUAGAGACACACACACAUGCACACACACACACACACGUGCGAACACACAAACACUCAUAUACACUUAGACCCUCACACACCCACACCUACACACACACACAAACACGCACACAUGUGCGCACACACAAACAUGCACAUGCACACACACGCGUACACACACACACACAUGCGCAUACACACUCGUAUGCAUGCACGCACACACACACACACUCACGUACACACACACACCACAUUCAUAUACCCACUCACACACACACACACCACACACACUCAUAUACACAUACACACACACUCGCACAUACACACUCAGAUACACAUAGACACACACACCCACAACUGCACACACACAUCCACACACACACAUACUCUCACACACACCCUUUCUCUCUCAUACUCACACUCAUGCACACGCACUCACACACCUACGCACUAACACACCCGUGCGCACACACUCACACACUUACACACACAUACACACUCUCUCACCCCCACUCACACACCCAAUCACACACAUGCACACACACCUACACACAUGAACACACACAAUCUCUCGCACACACAAACACACACAUUCACCAGUGCACUCUCACGCGUGCACACACAUGCAUGCAUACGUACACACGCUCAUAACCGUAUACACACACACUCUCUCUCUCUCUCAUACUCAGUCACUCACACACACACACACACCCUCUCUCUCACACACACACACACACGCUCACAUCCACACACAUUCACACAAACGCACACACACACACACACAAACUCAUGCACUCACGCACACACACAUACAUGCGUACAGAGACACAAACACGUGUCAACACACACACUCCUCAGUGUCCCUCUGCUAACUGGAGUAGAGACACACACAUGCGCGCACACACAAACAUGCACACACACA
Messenger RNA from Anguilla rostrata (American eel), 2077 nucleotides. Its product is annotated as erythroid membrane-associated protein-like. The annotation marks the transcript as partial. Gene Ontology annotation, molecular function: protein binding. NCBI's taxonomy places the organism in Eukaryota, Metazoa, Chordata, Actinopteri, Anguilliformes, Anguillidae. Gene Ontology annotation, biological process: intracellular signal transduction. The transcript is spliced from 5 exons. The record is from RefSeq and is a predicted model, not a curated record.